AUGGCUCCACGCAUGCACCAACCGCAUAUGUCAAAUCCCUUCCAAGGAAUGAAUCCACAUCACGCCAUACCACAGAACUCUCAUUACCCGUCACAGUCCACUCAUCUACCUGGCAGCUUCAACUCACAGCAUGGCUUCGGCGCGAACGCCCUAAAUGGCGGUAUAUCACCAUUCCAACCACCUUCAGCAUACGGAGGAACUGCUUUCAGCACGGGUGCUGGCGCAAGCACGUUCAAUGGUGGCAUGCUCGGAGGCCAAGGUCAAGGCUUGGCAUCAGUAGCAGCACAGCAAGGCUUCGCGCGAGGAGCAGCAAUGCAAGAGCACUCCCACCAAGCAGAAGCCGCUAGCAUGGGUCUGAAGAGUGGAGCACAGGGCCGCAUACGUGAGGUAUGGCGACAUAAUCUUGAUGCUGAGAUGGCAGUGCUGCGGGAACUCAUCAUGAAGUACCCAUAUGUGUCAAUGGAUGCCGAGUUUCCCGGUAUAGUCGCGAGACCGAUCGGCAACUUUGCUGGAAGUAAGGCCGAGUACCAUUACCAAACACUGCGAGCCAAUGUCGAUAUCCUCAAGCCAAUCCAGAUCGGUAUCACGCUUUGGACACCUGAAGGAGAGCUACCACCGACUCAACCCGACCCAGCACUUCUCAGCCAGCUGAACAGCCGUAAAGCACCGUAUCAGCCAAGCGUUAUGUUCUUACCGUGCACAUGGCAAUUCAACUUCGCUUUCGAUCUGAACCAGGACAUGUUCGCCGAAUCAUCCAUCGAAAUGCUGCAAAAAGGCGGGGGUGUCAAUUUCGAGCAACACCAAGAACACGGCAUCACGCUCGAGACAUUCGGCUCCUUACUAAUCACCUCCGGCCUCGCCUUCUCAGACGAGGUGAACUGGUUAUCCUUCCACUCAGGCUACGAUUUCGGCUACCUCAUCAAGCUCCUCAGCAACGAUGCACUUCCAGCCUCCCAAGGCGACUUCUUCGAACUCGUUAAGACCUUCUUCCCGCGGUUGUGGGACAUCAAGUCACUCCUUCGACACGCACAACGUCAGAACCAACUAGGACGUAUGGGCGUAGAAGGUAACCGUGUCCUCUCAACUCUAGGCCAGCGCUCGGGUCUCCAGGACCUCGCGGACGAGUUAGGCUGUAUUCGUGUCGGUUUACCACAUACAGGUGGCAGCGAUGCCUGGCUGACCGGCCAAGUCUUCUGGGCCAUGCGGUCGAAGAUCUUCGGUGGCAGCCUCGACGAGGAACUCGCGGAUCAGAUCUAUGGCCUUCAUGGUGUAGCGGCUCCCGCAAGCCAACAGUAUCGAGAUGAAUUCCUUGCCGCGCAGGGAACGCCUGGACAAGCACAUAAUGGGAUUUCUGGUACUAUUAGUACGUUACAAGGUGGUGCGCAAGGGUACACGCCGAACAAUCCUUCCACGCCUACUUCUACACAUGCUGGUCUCAAUACUACGACGCCUGGUCCUCAGUACGGUGGGCAUAAUCUUGGUGGUGGCUCGCUUGGUGGGCAGUUUGGACAGUUCCAGUAUCCUGGCAAAUAG
Molecule: messenger RNA, 1533 nt
Organism: Recurvomyces mirabilis
Lineage: Eukaryota; Fungi; Ascomycota; Dothideomycetes; Mycosphaerellales; Teratosphaeriaceae
Gene: POP2
Product: CCR4-NOT core DEDD RNase subunit
Exons: 1
Coding region: 1-1533 (510 amino acids)
Cellular component (GO): P-body; CCR4-NOT core complex; CCR4-NOT complex
Molecular function (GO): poly(A)-specific ribonuclease activity; nucleic acid binding
Source: RefSeq, a predicted model, not a curated record